Molecule: messenger RNA, 3997 nt
Organism: Folsomia candida
Lineage: Eukaryota; Metazoa; Arthropoda; Collembola; Entomobryomorpha; Isotomidae
Gene: fliI
Product: protein flightless-1
Exons: 17
Coding region: 140-3892 (1250 amino acids)
Biological process (GO): actin polymerization or depolymerization; barbed-end actin filament capping; myofibril assembly
Cellular component (GO): cytoplasm; nucleus; actin cytoskeleton
Molecular function (GO): actin filament binding; phosphatidylinositol-4,5-bisphosphate binding
Source: RefSeq, a predicted model, not a curated record
AUAAUAUUUUGUUUUUAUAUUUAUCAUCUCACUCAACCAGUCAACAGCAUCAGUCAUCAGUCAAACUUUAAUUAUUUAGUGUUGUAAAAUAACAAAUUAAUCAUUGGAGUGUUUUUUUCAAAUUGAAACAAAAUUAAAGAUGGCAAAAACAGGCGUACUUCCGUUUGUGAGAGGAAUUGAUUUUACGCAAAAUGAUUUUAACAAGUCGAAAAAGUUUCCCAUCUCUGUCAAAGAUAUGCACAGUUUGCGAUGGUUAAAAUUGGACAGGACACAUCUUCAGGAAAUCCCUAAUGAACUUGGAAAUCUUCAUAAAUUGGAACACGUUUCACUACGAAGAAAUGAGCUUGAAAACAUAUUUGGUGAAUUGACCACACUUCCGAGCCUCCGAACGAUAAACCUCCGUCACAAUAAGCUUAAGAGUUCUGGCGUACCCCCAGAAAUAUUUGAGUUGGAAGACUUGACGACACUGGAUCUCAGUUACAAUAAUAUGAAGGAAUUACCGCAAGGAAUGGACAAAGCAAAGUCACUCUUAGUUUUGAAUUUGAGCAAUAAUAGCAUCGACACAAUUCAAGGAAAUGUACUUAUGAAUCUGACAGAUUUACUCCAUCUUGAUUUGAGCAAUAACAAGCUGGAAACUUUACCCCCACAAACGAGACGAUUAAUUCAUUUGCAAACUAUGAAUUUAAAUGACAAUCCAUUAGCUCUCUUUCAAUUUAGGCAACUCCCCUCUUUGGUAUCCUUGCAAACCCUCUAUCUCCGAAAUACGCAACGUUGUCUGACCAAUAUCCCCACAAAUCUGGAAGGUCUCAUGUGUUUGACUGAUAUCGAUUUAAGUAAAAAUGCACUUGUAAAAAUACCCGACGGCCUGUUUACUGUACCUACUUUGAAAAGGUUAAAUAUGAGCGAAAAUUUACUCAAAGAGGUGCCAAUGUCAAUCGACAUUUGGCAAAAACUGGAAGUAUUAAACUUUAGUCGUAAUGAGUUGGUUUCAUUGCCAUCAUCACUUUGCAAACUAAACAAUUUGCGGAGAUUGAAUGUGAACGGGAACAAAUUAGAUUUUGAAGGGAUUCCAUCUGGGAUUGGAAAAUUAGGAUACUUGCAAAUUUUCUCCGCUGCCAAUAAUCAAUUAGAAAUGAUUCCAGAGGGAUUGUGUCGGUGCGGAUCCUUAAAGAAAUUAAUCCUGAGUGGAAAUCGACUAAUUACAUUGCCUGACGCUAUUCAUUUAUUGACCGAUUUGGAAGUCCUGGACCUAAAAGAUAAUCCAGAUUUAGUCAUCCCUCCAAAGUUAAAACCAGAAACGAUGGUGUCUGGAAGGGAUGUUCGGUUUUAUAAUAUUGAUUUCUCCCUACAAAAUCAACUGAGAUUGGCUGGGGCCAUUAUGCCUCCUGCUCCACCUCCAGUCCCCGUGAAGGAUCCUAUCGCUCGAAAAUUACGUCUUCGUCGCCGGCAUGGUGAACAAGCCGAGGCGGACACGGCACAAGCCAAAAUAUUAAAAGGGAUGAAAGACAUUGCCAAAGACAAGGACAAUAAAAACUAUAAUGAUCUGAAACAAAGUGAGCCAUUGAAGCCAAAACGUUGGGAUGAAGCCUUAGAAAAACCCCCACUGGAUUAUUCUGAAUUCUUUGAUGAAGACAUCGGUCAAAUCCCUGGGAUUGUUAUUUGGGAAAUUGAAAAUUUUCUACCUAAUCAAGUGGACGAAACUGUACAUGGAAAUUUUUACGAAGGAGAUUGCUACAUUAUCCUACAAACAUUUUUAGAUCCCAAUAAUUCUUUGGAUUAUAAAAUAUACUUUUGGAUCGGUUCAAAGGCCACCUUAGACAAACGAGCCUGUGCAGCGAUCCAUGCAGUAAAUCUCCGAAAUUACCUUGGUGCUCAAUGUCGUACCGUCCGUGAAGAGCAAAGUGACGAAUCUGAGGAAUUUUUAGCACUUUUUGAACAAAAUUUAACUUAUAUUGAAGGAGGAAGAACAGCAAGUGGAUUUUUCACCGUCGAUGAGGCAGAAUAUAUGACGCGACUUUAUCGAAUUCAUGGAAAAGGAUCUUCUAUACAUUUAGAGCCAGUUUUUGUAGAAUAUGCAUCUCUAGAUCCUAGAUUUGUAUUUCUAUUGGAUGACGGACUUAAGAUUUUUGUUUGGAUUGGAAGUAAAUCCAAGUCUACGCUUAGGCCAAAGGCGAGACUAAUGGCAGAGAAAGUGAACAAGGAUGAGCGUAAAAAUCUUGGGGAAAUAUUUGUCUUCAAUGAAGGACAAGAAACACCCGAUUUCUGGCGUAGCUUAAAUAUUGAAAGUGGAAUUCAACCAGAGGAGCCAAUCCAGGAACACGUCCCUGAUGAUUUUGUCGCAAUAGUUGGUCGCCUGUAUCAAGUUUACCUGGGGAUGGGAUAUUUGGAACUUCCUCAAGUUGAAGUCCCCCACAACAAGCUCCUCCCCAACUUACUCAAUACAAAAAAUGUUUACAUCCUCGACUGUCUGUCGGACGUUUUUGUCUGGAUUGGGAAAAAAUCUACCCGACUCGUUCGUGCCGCAUCUUUAAAAUUGUCACAAGAAUUAUUUCAAAUGAUUCAACGACCAGAAGGGUACUCUCUGGUGACCAGGGUGCAAGAAGGGUCGGAAAAUCAAGUGUUCAAAUCGAAAUUUUCGAGUUGGGACGACGUAAUAGCCGUAGAUUUCACCCGCACAGCGGAAUCCGUUGCACGAACAGGAGCAGACUUAACAAAAUGGGCAGAAAAACAAGAAACUAAAGCAGAUUUGUCUGCAUUAUUUGCACCACGUCAGCCCUCAGUCAGUGAAGUUGAAGCCCAACAACUAAUAGAAGAGUGGAAUGAAGACUUAGAAGCAAUGGAAGCGUUUGUCUUGGAAGGAAAGAAAUUCGUCCGUCUACCAGAAAAUGAAUUGGGAUUAUUCUAUUCAUCAGAUUGCUACGUAUUUCUGUGCCGCUAUUGGAUCCCUGUCCCGACGGAUGGGAGUGACGGGAAGGAUGACAAUGAUGAGAAUGACGCUAUUGAGGAAGACUUCUCUUGUGUGGUUUACUUUUGGCAGGGAAGAGAUGCCGGAAAUAUGGGAUGGCUUACGUUCACUUUUAGUCUGCAGAAAAAGUUUGAAAGUUUAUUUGGGAACAAGUUGGAAGUUGUGAGGACACAUCAGCAACAAGAGAGCUUUAAAUUUUUGUCACAUUUUAAACAAAAAAUGUUUAUCCGAUCCGGAAAGCGGAAUAAUGUUGGUGGAGAGAAAAAAGAAGUGGAAUUUUUCCAAUUAAGAUCAAAUGGAUUUUCGAGUUUAUGCACGAGAUGUAUUCAAAUUCCUGUGGAUGCAGGAUUGCUUAAUUCUGCUUUUUGCUACAUCUUAAAAGUAGCAUUUGACAAAGAAGACGAAUCAGGAUUGGUGUAUGUCUGGAUUGGAGAUAAAUCUCAAGAUAAUGAAGCUCAUUUAGCAGAAGAAAUAGCUACCACGUACUUUAAACCGGAAAAGUAUAGCCAUCUAAUUCUAAAUGAAGGCCAAGAACCUGAUAAUUUCUUUUGGGUUGGACUCGGUGGUAGAAAAGAAUAUGAAAAAGACGCAGAUUUCAUGAACUACACUCGACUAUUUCGUUGUUCAAAUGAAAAGGGUUACUUUGUCAUAUCAGAAAAAUGUUCAGAUUUUUGUCAAGAUGAUUUAGCCGAUGACGACAUUAUGAUACUGGACAAUGGAGAACAAAUAUUUUUGUGGUUGGGAUCAAGAUCUUCAGAAGUGGAGGUUAAACUUGCCUAUAAAAGUGCACAAGUCUAUAUUCAACAUUUACGGGCUAAACAGCCUGAAAAACAACGAAAAUUAUUUGCUUCCAUUAAAGGAAGAGAAAGUAAAAAGUUUACGAAAUGUUUUCACUCUUGGGGAAGGCAUAGGUUGCCCCCAGAUUAGGUUAUAUACUGCAGUUUAUUUAUGACCAGUGCCAUAUUUUUGUUUUGUUUUGUUGUGUGUGAUUGUGUGCGUGUUUUAAAUAAAUUAAUAAUUUACAUACUGAUA